AUGGCACAUCAACAUAACGCUGCCCUAGUCCAAGGCCGUUGCAUGCCUAACAAGGUCGACGCUUGGAUACUAGGGAGCAGUAUUGCGUCAUUGGCGGCGGCAGUUCAUUUGAUUUCGGAUGCCAAUGUGCCUCCCUCUCAGAUCCAUAUACUCGAGUCUCAAAGUAUCCCUGGAGACGGCAUAACUAGUAUUGGCGAUCCACUGAACGGAUACGAUCAUCGACCUGGAUGCCUGCCAAGUUUCAAUGACAUCUGCUUGGGAAAGCUGCUUGCUCUGGUACCUUCCGCCUGCGGUUCCGGAAGAACAGUCAAAGAGGAUAUCGAAAAAUUGCAUGACGAUGAAGGCUGUCAAGACGUCCCUAUCACACACAUCUUGGCUCAAGAAGAUGACGGGCCGAAGAGAAUGGAAACCGGGAAACUCGGUCUGGGCCUAAAAGAUCGAAAUGAAAUUGACGAUGCUCAUGUUGCGAUCCGAGGAAAGGUUGACCAGAAAGCGAAUUGA
Penicillium cosmopolitanum is the source of this 501-nucleotide messenger RNA. RefSeq lists its product as uncharacterized. Lineage: Eukaryota; Fungi; Ascomycota; Eurotiomycetes; Eurotiales; Aspergillaceae. Bases 1 to 501 code for a protein of 166 amino acids. Gene Ontology annotation, biological process: fatty acid metabolic process. The record is from RefSeq and is a predicted model, not a curated record. The transcript has a single exon. Gene Ontology annotation, molecular function: FAD binding; oleate hydratase activity.